Drosophila gunungcola (fruit fly) is the source of this 912-nucleotide messenger RNA. RefSeq lists its product as uncharacterized. The transcript has 4 exons. The record is from RefSeq and is a predicted model, not a curated record. The coding region runs from base 84 to 626 and encodes 180 amino acids. Lineage: Eukaryota; Metazoa; Arthropoda; Insecta; Diptera; Drosophilidae.
UUUGUCUUUCCCAGUGACAACAUCGAAUCUCCUCCAUAAAAAUAAAGAAAUAUAUUCUCCUAAAAUACACAAUCUUAUCGGCAAUGCCACUGAAAUUUCACCGAUUAUUGCUGCCGUUGCUCCUGUUCGUUUGUCAAUUGUUGGCUGAAAUUCCCCAGUGCUUUCACUUUACUUGGGUUGGUGCCUACGAAAAUCACUCGAACAUACACACGGAAACCUGUGAUUCCAGAGUUGGUGACUUUAAUGACAUACCCUGCGAAGAGCCUUUGGUGGUGACACCUGACGAUACAGUGCCGGAUGUGAAGGCUUUAUGGCAUAACGCCACGGAGGACCGCGACAACUUUCUGUGCCAAAUGUCGCCCGGUCGCUCCUGCGUGAAAUACUCCUACAUUUUCAAAGGCGGAAUACAAAAUAUCACGUACAUGUGCGCCAUUGUGAACAGCACCAACGGGUGCUAUCGACAGACCCAUGCCACGGGAAUGGUGGUGGAGGCAUGUGUCUGCACCUCCAAAGUGGGCCUGAUACCCUGUAAUGGCUGCUCCAACUCACGGCUCAGUGGAGCAAUGGGUUUGGCUCUUUGUUUGAUCAUUCUUUAUCAAUGGCUAAAUAAAUAUCGAAUACUUUGAACGGCAAAUACUUUUCCCCUUUUGUAAUGUGGCAUUUCCGGGCUUUUGAUUUUGACAAGUUUUUUGCGAAAUUUAUGUGCACUCUUUGUAGGCCAUACAUUUUCGGUUUGUUUUUUCAAUGGUAUUUUUUUACGCCACACGAUGCGGCCAAAUAAACUGCCAUAAUUUAUUUGCUAGGCCAUUAAUCAAUUGCAAGUUGAUGAUGACAAUGACGUGGACUGUCCGCUGGGCAAUUUGCAUUUCAGUAGAGAAAUUUGUUAAAAUAAAUAAACAAAAUUCUGUACAU